AUGGUGGAGGAGCGGAAAGGACCUUCGAGGAAGAAACAUAAGAACAGUAGGCUCGGCUGCGCCACAUGUAAGCGUCGCCGAGUCAAGUGUGCUGAGAACUUGCCGGCGUGCACGAAUUGUCUUAAGCACGGGGUACGCUGUGAGUACUUGGACUAUAAUGAGGAGCAGCUUGAGGAUUUCCACAAGGCCAAGUUGGCUCGGUUGAAGGAUCGUGAUAAGCUUGGGGAGAAGAAAAAGGGUGAAAGACAUAGUGGCGGGCUGGAAUCGCUACGGCGGAAGAAGGCGCCUCCAGUUGAAGUGAAGAAGGAGAAGGAGAAGGAACUAGGGUCGUCUUCAUCGAGGGAGGCGCUGGUCGAGGCAGAAGAAACAGAUAGGGCUGGUCUUGCUAGUCUUCGUAUUGACGACGGGGACCAACUGAGUCGGCGGAAACCUCUUCCUCUGACGUUCCAUGAUGACCUGCUAAUGGCAUUGGACUCUGAUAUGAUGCCUUUGGAACUGCAAACCUUCUUGCACCAACACCUAUCGGAUAAUGUAUUUUUUGAAGUUUCACAGGACGGCCCUAAUGCAAGCUCCCUUCCUGGCGGAGUUCUGGAUGUGCUUAAUUUUCAACAUAACGCCAUCACCCAGAAUUUCGAUAAUUUAUUAUCCACUGGCGACGCUACUCAGAUUAUCUACCCGGUUUAUUCGAUUCACAAUAGCAGCUCUGUCACUCCUGGCAAUUUUGAAUGGGAUAGUGAAUAUGCUGGUUCCGGUGCUGAUCACGUAUCGUACUUACAGGCUCAACGGUCUCAAGGCCCCACGGGGCCUUUUGCAGCUGCAAGAGACGUGUUCCGUUCACCUGAAGUAGUUCGUCGGUCUAUAUCCCAAAUAUCUUCAGACGCUAAGCCGACUCCGGUAUCGGCCCCUCCACCAGGACCAGCGCUCCCAGGCGCUAGAAUCGUUCCAAGUCGCUUCAAAAUCCCUGCCAGACAAACCACCAACUACGAACAGCUUCUCUACCAAACAACUGGUGCUUUGGCUCCACGUAUAUCUAAAGGCAUUGCCACAUUGCCUGAGAUCAGAAGCUUGUACCAUGUGUGGAUCGGCUACUUUAUUUAUAAAGCGUUCAAGUCGAGCGUUAUGUUUCUGUGUUUAAUCAACCUCACAACGAACUAUUUAAUUACGAACGUCUUUUCAGCGGAACUGGACACUCGCUUUGACGCCCUUGUUCUGCUCACGAAAACAAGAAAUAUGCUUUUAGUGCAUCUGAUUCAGCAUUAUGCCACGGUGAUCAAGGGUUUACGUUCAUUGCUUAAUCAUCAUGGUGAUCCUGAAAUGGCUGCUUCUGUGUCUUACAUCUUGUCGUUAAUGUCUAUCUACGAUCCGGGAGCAACAGCUCAUUCAACUACAUGUUUCCGUGAUGGUAUGUUCCUGGUGCUCAGCUAUACGUUGCAUCAGGCUUCCAGACAAGGUGUGGAACCUCCUCGUCUCAUUCCUAUUCAUCUUCAGCUCAUGACGAACGUUGCCAGAACAGUGUAUUUGCCAGGAUAUGGCACACUGUUCUUGUAUGAGUUUGAAAGUAUGUUUGCACGCUUUGGAGCUGUCCUCGAGCGUGCCGAAAGAGCGCUGGAUGGUAAGCAAGAGAACUUGAUAUUCUUGAGAAGAAAGUAUAAUGAUUUGCUGCUGUUUUCAAAGGAUUCCAUUCGGCACCAUCUUCCAGCGUUGGACUCUCAUAUGGACGAUAUAGAGUACCAAGAAGACGUGCUCUUUACUAUGUUCAACCGCUGGUCAAAGCUUCAGCCACCCAGGUUCCUAGCCGCCAAUAGCUGUGCUGAGGGACUUGAAAAAGUGCUCAAUUUGUUCUACCGGGUAUUCCGGAAAGCGAUCUUUGCCGUCGUUCCGCAAGUCCGGUUCUUGUUUCUCAGAGACUUUGACUCCCCCUUAAUGUUGGAUGUAUUUGCAAACUACAAUACGACUACGAUUUUGGAGGAGCUUAAAGAUCCAAGUACCGCGUCGGUGCCUCCCAAAGUAUAUCGUGAGCUCGUUCCGGAGCUCCAGUAUUUGGCAUCAUACUGUGUUCGUUUGAUCACCUUCCUUACGUUAAGGACAGCUAUCUUGUAUCGAAACUUGGUUUAUGAAGAGAAGGUACGACAAUUGAUUCCAAUUUAUAAUGUGGUGGAAUGGCGUAAGUCCAUCACCAACAUCGAAGUGACACGACAAGACUUCCACGAACUCAUUGGACUUCUGGAGUAUCCAAUUUCUUCUUUCAAAGACACUUACAUCACACGGUCACACUAUCCACAGAUUGUGGACCCGCUGAGUCCUGGUGCCAAAUUGGCUACACCAAGACCCCCAGAAAACGAUGGUGCCGAUGGAGAAGUUGACAUGCUGUCUCUCCAACCAAAUGGGCUUCUCAAGCACGACAUGUUCCCGGAACUUUGA
This is a messenger RNA of Candidozyma haemuli, 2421 nucleotides long. It is a transcript of the gene ECM22, whose product is annotated as Ecm22p. Gene Ontology annotation, biological process: regulation of transcription by RNA polymerase II. The transcript has a single exon. Bases 1 to 2421 code for a protein of 806 amino acids. NCBI's taxonomy places the organism in Eukaryota, Fungi, Ascomycota, Pichiomycetes, Serinales, Metschnikowiaceae. Gene Ontology annotation, molecular function: zinc ion binding; DNA-binding transcription factor activity, RNA polymerase II-specific. The record is from RefSeq and is a predicted model, not a curated record.